UGCGGCGUUGUUCGUGAAGAAAUGGCUGAAGCCGGUCGCCCGCAGCGUUUCUGUGCCAUUCCUGUUUUCCUGCCAGAAUUUGUGCUGGCAUUUGGCAUUUCCAGCUGUUCUUCUGUCUCCUCCCUUUGGCUGAGACGUUAGUCCUCUCGGCAGGUGGUGGGUGAGAAAAAGAAAAGUUGCCAACCAACUCCCACGUCCGCCAGGAAAUUGGACGGCCUUUUUGCUGUGCAAAAGUUUGGUGUGAAAUUAAAGCCUGUAUUGCUAUAAUGGGAAAGAAGCGAACCAAAGGAAAAAAUAUUCCUGCAGAUGUCUCACCAGAUGUACUGGGACCAGCAUGCAAGCACCUUCGCAAAGGAUUGGAACAAGGUCUUCUAAAAAAAGUGUUGCAGACUGUGGACUUGAAUUCCUGCCAGGAUUGCCAGAUAGAUGACAAUAAGACAGAUGAAAAAUCUGAUAAGAGUACAGAAGACAAACCAUCAAUAUGGUUAUGUUUAAAAUGUGGCCACAGGGGUUGUGGCAGAAAUUGUCAAGAGCAACAUGCCUUAAAACACUAUGAAACGCCAAGAUCAGAACCUCACUGUUUGGUUCUUAAUGUGGAAAACUGGUGUGCCUGGUGCUACUUAUGUGAUGAUGAAAUACAAUAUAAUUCAUCUACUCGACUGGGCCAGCUUGUGGAUUUUAUUAGAAAACAAACUUGUGUGAACAUUCCAAAUACAGCUUCUAAAAAUGAAGAAAAACCUUUGGAAAACAAAAAACUUAAAGACCACAAAAAUGAGGAAGAGAAGGAGAAGAAGGAAAUCUUGUUCAAAGACAAUAAAAGGCAAUUAAAUGACAAUUCAGAAAUGACGGUGAAAGGUCUUAGCAACCUAGGAAAUACAUGUUUUUUUAAUGCGGUUUUGCAGAAUCUAUCACAAACAUCAGUUCUGAGAGAGUUGCUGAAAGAAGUAAAAAUGCCUGAUUCAACAAUUAUACUUAAGCCACCAGAAUUCUCAAUAACGGAACCUUUGGUGGUAAUGCUUGAUCCUCCAAGACCUCUAACGCUAGCAAUGUGCCAGUUUCUAGCAGACAUGCAAGAGACAAAAAAAGGAUCUGUGACCCCUAGAGAACUUUUCUCUCAGAUUUGUAAAAAAGCAACAAGAUUCAAAGGAUAUCAGCAGCAGGACAGCCAAGAGUUGCUUAGAUAUCUAUUGGAUGGGAUGAGAACUGAAGAAAUCCAAAGAACGAGUGCUGCAAUUUUUAAGGCAUUGAAUAAUUCUGACAAAGGAAAUGAAGAGUUGAAAAAAGAGGUUAAAGAAUAUGAAAAGAAAAGGCUAAUGCAUAGUUUUGUGGACCGCAUUUUUGGUGGAGAAUUAACAAGUACAAUCAUGUGUGAAGAGUGCCAAACAGUUUCUUUGGUACAUGAACCAUUUCUCGAUUUGUCACUCCCCGUCUUAAAUGAUCAGAAUGGCAAGAAAAAUAAUGUUAAAAAAUUACAGAAAAAAGAAAUGGACGGUUGUGAAGAAAAUAUAGAAACUGAAUGUUAUGUGAAAGAAAGAAAUGAAAUUCCUGUUACAAGUAAGCAUCUACAGAAAAAGGAAAGGAAAAUAGCCAGGAAGCAAGCAAAGAACCAACGCCAUCAGCAGAAAUUUCAGGAGAAAGUUAUUCAUCUAACAGAUAGUGAUGUUACUGACAAAACUGAAGCUGAUCAGGAUUGCAAUAAACAAAUAAUAGAGAGUAACUCUGACAUAAGAUGUCUGAAACAAGGAGAGAAAGAAUCAUUAAACACAUGUGAAGAGCACUGUGUGGAUAAAAAAUGUGUAGAUGAACCAGAAAGUACAAUUCAAGUAGAAAUCACAGAAAAACAUGAUGAAAAUGCAGACAGUUGUGAUCAAGAGGCGAAUAAUGAAGUCAAUUUGGAUGUUUCUAUAAAAGAUUUUGUUCCUGCUGUAGAGUGUGUCAAUAAGUUUGAUGAUUUGCAUCUUAAGGAAGAUAAGGAUGAGGAAGAUGUUAUCAGCGACUUCAGCAAAUUAUUCCUGGAGGAAGAAGAGCUGAGUGAUACAGAUAGUUUGCAGGAAUUUUAUGGUUUUGAAACACAAACAUACGAAGUAGUAAAUGAAGAUCCAGAAACAGCAUUUUGUACUCUUGCAGACAGGGAUACUGUCAACAUAGAAGAAAAUUCAAUUCUUCAUUGCUUGAAUCAGUUUACUCAUAUUGAGAAACUUUGUGAGAACAACAAAUUACUUUGUGAAGUGUGCACACGGAAUCAACUUUGUGGAAUCAAAACUAAUAAAAUAAAUGCCAAGAAAUAUGUAUACACUAAUGCCAAAAAACAAAUGCUUAUUUCUCUUGCUCCUCCAAUUUUAACGCUUCAUUUAAAAAGAUUUCAACAGGCUGGAUAUAAUCUCCAAAAAGUAAACAAGCAUAUAAUGUUUCCUGAAGUUAUGGAUUUGGCUCCUUUCUGUUCAAUUAAGUGCAAGAAUGUAAGAGAGGGGACUUCAGAAGUAUUGUACUCAUUGUAUGGUAUUGUGGAACACAGUGGCACUAUGAGAUCUGGUCAUUAUACUGCUUAUGUGAAGACAAGUACCACCAGUCAACUUUCUGAUCUUGUCAAUGACAAAAUUCAACAAACUUCAGAAUCUGAGUCACCCAGAAGACAAUGGUUUCAUGUAAGUGACACUCAUGUGCAAGCAGUAUCCAUAUCCAAGGUCCUGAAGUCACAAGCAUAUCUUCUCUUCUAUGAAAGAAUAUUGUAAACUGGAAAAAUUCCAACCUAGAAAAACUUCACCAAACUUUUAUCAUGUUGAGUUUAUUUUCUCUUCUUAAAUCUGAAUUUAAACGUAACUUCCUUUUAUAUAUAUGUAUGUAUGUAUGUAAGUUUGGUUCAUAUCUGAUGCAUUGUAUGAUAAGAGGGCAUGUUCCUUGAUCCAUAAACUCAGAUCAUUCUCAAUUUUUAAAAAAUCUAAAAUAUGCAAUAACUUUGAGAUCUAUGAGAAUAAUUGGAUAAAUUAGAGAGAUAAAUUGGUUUGAAAGUUUACUGUCAAUUUAUUUUCACAAGUAAUGAUAGGUGAGAUGCCCUGCAGAACACAAUUCAGGAGUGUCAAAUUAUAUUUGACUACCCUAUUUAGAAAGCUAAAACACGGUUCACUCCAAUAUAAUCUUUUGCAAUAUUCUUUCUCAGAGGCAAAGAUGGUUCGAGUCUACCAGUCUUUCAAAACUGUCUAUAAAGACCUAAACUCUGCCAUCUCCCUUGGGCCUGACAGAGAAGCAGUAGCUGUGGCUGGUUAGUGCCCUGAGGGUCCUCCACCCACCUUUUGAUUAACUUUUCAUCCUUGCCUCUAUUAAUUUUUAUACUCAGUUUUUUAACAUUUUAUUUGUAUACCACCAAGAGUGCCUCUGUGACGGAAAUGGUGGUUUGUAAAUUGGAUGAGAAAAUAAA
Messenger RNA from Pseudonaja textilis, 3415 nucleotides. The record is from RefSeq and is a predicted model, not a curated record. NCBI's taxonomy places the organism in Eukaryota, Metazoa, Chordata, Lepidosauria, Squamata, Elapidae.